Messenger RNA from Caenorhabditis sp. 36 PRJEB53466, 815 nucleotides. The record is from the annotation of a GenBank genome assembly. Lineage: Eukaryota; Metazoa; Nematoda; Chromadorea; Rhabditida; Rhabditidae.
AUGCGUCAGCCCGCCGUGCUCGUCGUGGCGGCCCUCGUCCUGCUCGUUUCGAUUGCGUCGACGGCGCCGUAUCAGACGUACCGUACGUACCGUAGUCCGAUGCGCGACGGCACUUUCGAUCACGCCUCCAUGUUCAGGUAGUGGCCGGAGCCGCGAACGUGCUCCAUUCGUACGGCUUUCAGGUUCACUGGCGACGGCGGAAGCUCGGCCACCGCCGGCGGCGGCAACAUCAAUCAACCGAGGUUCGGUUACGGUUUCAGGUAGUUUUAGUGUGCUCUCACCGCUCUCACCGCCCUUUUUUGCGACGUUUUUCAAUUUUUUGACCUAAAAUGCAGACUUGCCAAAUCCCGGGCCGGGCCAGCAAAUCGUCGGCCCGGCCCGGCCCGGUCGGCCCGGAAGUUAGACCUCAAAAAAAAUAUGCAAAAAAAAUAUGAAGGAAGAGGAAAACGCGUGCGGCAAAAUUGCUAAAAUGGCGUGCCAGAGUUGCAAUCAAUCGCUCCGCCCACUCUUGAGAAAAUUUUCGUAAUUUUUGUGAAAAUUUUGCGACUUUAAACAGCAAUUUCUAUUUUUUAAUUUUUAGGUGCAUCCUCCCGGGCCGACCGGGCCGGGCCGGGCUGGGCCGGGCCGGAAAAUUUCCAAUUUUGGCCCGGCCCGGCCCGGCCCGUUGCAAGUCUGCUAAAAUGCAUCAAACCGCCACUCAAAUUCGACAACGUUUCAGAGACUACCCGUACGCGCAGAUCCAAUACGGCGCCGCCUCGUCGCCGCUGUAUGUUUUUGACGGUCGUCUGUACAAUCUGGCGUCAGCGCGCUCUUAG